AUGGCGCAGGGAAGCUGGGAAGCGGAUAAAAUGUAUGCAACCAUUAACAUAUCUGUUUCAGCAAACUUAUUCUCUCUGUCUUUUGUUUUGGUUUUUUUUUCCUCUCACUUCGUCCUACCCGAGUGACUUCUGUUUAGGCUUGACGUCUACAUCUACGAUUAUCUUCUAAAGAGGAAUCUUCACGCGUCUGCGAAGGCCUUCAUGACCGAAGGGAAGGUUGCAACAGAUCCAGUAGGUAUGUGACCAAUGUGUGACCUAUUUUAAGUGAUUUUCCCCUGUUUUGGCACUGCUUACACAGUUUUCCUUGGUGUCAUGGUUUUAACUUGCGUGUUGUAUCAUCUCUUACCUUAUCAUCAGCCUUUCUCGAAAGAGCGUACAGAUCGUAGUUACGCUCGUGAGAAUGAGUAAUUCCUUUUGUUCUUUAGCUCCGCAAGUGCUUCAUCAGUCCCAUUUAUUAGUACCAUGCCAUCUGUGUGAUAAUGCGAGUACUUAUACGAUGCAUACUACUGACGUUCAUGAGCGCUGAAUGCACGGAGAAUUAGAGUUUACGACCAGUUCCUGGUAAUCUUUUUGCGACAAAAAAACUCAUUUGGAUGGCUGAAGCUGUUCUGAAGCCAAAAGGUUAUCUAUUUGAUGCUGUCUUUCUUUUGGACCAAUCAAACCCUGAUGAAAUAAGAAUAGUUCCUCAAGGGAUUGUGUAAAAUUCCUUGCUGAUAAAGUGGAAAAAUAUCAGAGAAGAUUUUAAUAUUUCUCAAAAUGCUGUUAUGUACCCUCUGACAUCUUAAUUGACAUGCAGCCAUUGAUGCUCCUGGAGGAUUCCUUUUUGAAUGGUGGUCUGUCUUCUGGGAUAUAUUUAUUGCAAGGACAAAUGAGAAACAUUCCGAGGCAGCUGCAGCAUACAUUGAGGUAUUUUUUCUGAAAUGAGUCGUAGCCUUUUCAGGAAUCAUCAAUGUCCAUCUCAAAUGGUUGUUCACUACCUAUUAAAUUACUAAUAGGCGCAACAAAUGAAGGCAAGAGAACAUCAGCAACAGCUACAGAUGCAGCAACUGCAGCUCAUACAGCAACGGCAAGCACAACUGCGAAGGGAUACGAAUCAUCCAUCAUUGGGCGGUUCUAUGAAUGCUAUUAACUCAGAUGGUAUACUGGGACCGUCAACUGCUAGUGUUUAUGCUGCCAAACUCUACGAAGAACGUAUGAAGAUUCCACACUCUCUUGAAUCCGAGUCUUCUCAACAAUUUGAUGCUAACAGGAUGGCACUUCUAAAGUCAGCAACUAACCAUCCAGGGUAACAACUUUUACCUAAUUUCAUGGGACACUAGUUCUCAAGUUUUAUGACUUUCUACUGGAUUUUUUUUUGUUAUCUAUGUCUUUUCUGCCAAAGCAGGCCAUUAGUCCCUGGUAACCCAGGUGGUGUCUCUGGAGCACUACAGCAAAUUCAGGCAAGGACUCAACAAACAACUGUAACUACUUGAACUAUUUAUUUUUACUUUACACCUGUCUAGUGGUUGUUUAUAAUUCAUGUUGUAGAUUUGGCGGUUCCUCAUUUUUUGUGCUAAUUGUAGGACAUUAAGAGCGAAGUGAAUUUGGGUGUAGCACAAAGAUCAUCGCCCAUUGAUCCAUAUACGCAGGGGCUUAUGCAGCAAAAACCUGGAUUAGGUGCUGGUGGUAAGCUUUUCGUCAGACUUGAUAGGGAUAGUCUUCAGCGGGAAUAUGACUCAUUUGUUUAUUAUUUUGAACCAAGGAGGUGCACUGAUUUUUCCCUAAAAUGAUGAAUUUUGAAUUUCAAUUUUGAAAACACUGUAAUCCAAUAUAGAUUAAAUAGCUUUGUUUAUUUACGAAAAUUUUAUUCAUCAUAAAUUUAGGCAUUCCUUCAAAUCGUUAUCUACAUGCUGUGCUCUGAUUCACCAAUAUUUCUGACGCCAAAGGAGAGAGGGGGAAAAUAAUUUAAAACAAGAAGCUAUCAAACAAACAUUUUGAAAAUUUUAAGGCUAGUAUAUUUGUUCUGUUUUUUAUCAUAACGACAUUUUUUGAAAUGGAAACAUCCUUUCUGGAGGAUUUUUCCAUGAUGCUGAACAAAAAAUUAUUUGCUGACCGCCAAAUAUGCUGUAUGGUUGCACACUUAGAGUGUCAAUGAUGCCACUAAUAUCAUAUGAAUGAAAAAUAAUAGAAUCCGUAUAUACUAACCAGUUUGUCCUGGUGAGCUGAAUGGGGUUUGUCAAGGGUAAUAAUAGCCUUGAUGCCAUAUGGGAGACAUAACGUACACUACUGUUUCCAGGGAUAUUUGUCUUCCAUUCAGUACCUGCCGUAACGCUUAUUUGGGUGUGACGACCUGUGGAUUGUAUUCAUUGGGUUAUUGAAGAAUUGCCACCAGGAUACUUCCAGACAAGUAUCUCAGGGAAAUCUAGUGAUGUGUUGGAUUCAUAAUUUCUCUAUCCUCAAGAUUUAAUCAGCGGAAAGAAUCAUGGAUUCCUAUGGAAUACAGGGUCCUACUUAUCUACAUCUUUCCACUGUCUGAUGCCGUUUUAUUUUCAUGCAUGCUUGGAGCAUCUGUCAUUGCCAUUGAUCAUAUCAAAGAGACAUUUUGUAACCAUGACACCCAUGUCUCAACAUGUUGGUCACUACUGUUAGGUUACAUCAUCCGCUGGUGUUGUUCGCAUUGUUGCUGAUAUGAGCACAUGGAUUCUGUUCUAUUUGAGCUGCUGUGCUAAUUUCGUCAUGAGUACGAGAGACGUGCUAAAUGCAGAUCUCAUUCGUUUCUGAUCUGGGGUUUUGCCUCUUAUCCUUUGGUGACAGCACAGUUUUUUGUUGUGGGUGGUUCCUCUCUAAGUCCUUUUUCAUGUUCACUCCAUUCCCUGUGCAUGUUUUCCUAUCGUCCAAGUGCUCCUUUAGACCCUUGAUUACAGUAGUUCAUAGAUUUGGCUCUGGUUUAAUAACAAAAUGGAAUGGAGGCAUACUAAUCAAAAUGAACUCCAAUUUUUUUCUGUUCGUUAGGCAACUGCCUGUAGUUUAAGUGUAUUUUGGUGCUGUAAAAUAUCAACAUUUUCGUGAAAGCUUAUGGACUUAGAAUGGUGUCAGCAAUAGUGAUUUUAUAUCUUAUUUCUUUUUUCUCCCUGCAGGAUUGAACCAAGGGGUCAGUGGUCUUCCAUUGAAGGGCUGGCCUUUAACAGUAAGCAGUUUUCUGUGUAGAACUGAAAGUUUGUUGUCUCAUUCUUUGACCUUCCAUGAAUUUUAACAACUUCAGGGUUUGCUAAUAUGUGCAGGGAAUCGAUCAGUUGCGCCCAAGCAUUGGGCCUCAGGUGCAGAAACCAUUUCUGCCGACACAAAAUCAAUUUCAACUGUUGACACCACAGCAGCAACAACAUAUUCUAGCUCAUGCUCAUAUUCAAGGCAACCUUGGCAGCACCCCUUCCUAUGGUGAUAUGGACCCCCAAAGAUUUAGGCUCUUGCCACGUGGAAGCUUAAAUGGAGUAGAUGGUCAGUCUGCAGGGAAUGAUGGGGCAAUGAGUUCCACAAUUCAAUCAGGUUCACCUAAAGUCAGACCAGAUCAAGCUGAGUACCUUUUAAAGGUUAGUUUGUGCAUUUGCGUUAGGGUCGUAUAAAGCCGCUUUAAAGAUGCUUACAGUAAACUGAUAUUCUUAUUCUUAGGUAUGUUGUAACUUUUGAGUAUCCAUGUAUAACAAAAAGUGGCGUUGUGAAUUUAUGAGGUUUUACUACCUGAAGUUAUUUCUAAAGCGAGGGAAAUGUAAUGUAUCAUCAUCACUGGAGAUGAUGAAUCUUGAAACAUUUGCUUUUAUCCUUGCCAACUGAAAUUCCAAGAUAUUCUGUAUUUAUUUUAUUUUUGUUAGUGUAUAACUGGUAGAUUUGAGAAGAUGUAACCUUUAGAGGUCCUUCAAGAACCAUGUUUCUUAACAAAAAUCUAAAAGGACUUGUAUUACUGUAUAGAAAAUAUUGUAAAUCGACCAGAAGAUUUGGCUUUUUAGGAUAUUUCUUCAAAUAUGAGAGUGAGAAAAUGGGCUUUUCGGAUGCGCACAUUUUCUGCAAUCUCUGUAAAAAAACAAUUCAGCAGUGGUCACCAAAAAUGAGUUGCCUUGUAAAUGCUCCGUAACCACUUGAUCUAUCAAUUCUUUUCGGAAAAACCUGACACGUGCUCCAAUUGUACUUCCAUGCAUCCAGUUGAACUUCAGCAAAUGGAUUCUUCUCAUAUCCAUGACAACUCCUUUCUCAGAAUCAGGCUCACAUCUCUGGUCCUUUUAUGACAAUAGCAGGUGCUAAAACACGAAGGGGACUUAAGUAGUGAAGUUAGAGGGAAUAGUCUGGGAAGAUCUAACCUUAUCUUGCAAAAUGACUCGUCUUCACUGAUGUCCUGCCCACUAACUAAGAUGAAGAUAUCAGCAUGAGGCUGACUUUGUCUCCAAGAACAAAAAAACUCGUGUGUCUAAAUCUCUUGCACCGAAACUUGCGUUGAUAUACACAUGGAUUUACUGAAGUCAUCAGUCAUUUUGAUUAAUGGUCAUGAUGUAAUAAUCAGAUAAAAUGUAUUGUAGAGAUUUAAAAUCGUAUAAGUGGUUUGAAAAAAUAGUUUUCCAAAUUUUGCUAAUUAAGGGAACGCAGAUAGUAUUCUCACUAAAAGUUUUCAAAGAACUUGUGGCAAUCCUUCAUUCAAAGUUCAGAAACAGAUCGUCAUGCCAUUACAUUUAGUUGCAUCUUUCAUUACACGCCAGUGUGUUUUCAGGCUUUACUGGUUUUGAAAUUAUUGAGUUAUAUUACCCAAAGAACAUCUAAAGUUCGGCUUGUUUCUCAAAUAGAUGAAGAUGACGGCCCAGAUGCAGCAUUCUUCCUCCCAACCAUCUCAAGAUCAACUGCAGCAGCAGCAGCAACAGCAGCAACAUUUGCAACAGGUAGUGAAACGUAAAUAUGUUUUUAUUGCUCCUGUUCAGAUCACUUUUCACAUUUGCGAUAAAGACCUGCUAAAUUUUUCUUCUUUCUGUUGGAUGUACAAUACCAGAAUAAUAGGAAAAGGAGGCCUACUUCCUCUGGAGCUGCAAAUAGUACUGGUACGGGAAAUACAGUGGGGCCUUCUAACUCCCCUCCAUCAACUCCGUCCACUCAUACGCCUGGUGAUGGAGGACCAUUGUCUGGAAACUUGCAGCAUAUUAAUAAUAUGCCAAAGAGUUUAAUGAUGUAUGGCACAGAUGGAACAGCUACGCUUGCCUCAUCUUCAAAUCAGCUGGUAGUCCCCCUAUUGCUUUUGGUCUUGCUUUCUUCUCUUAGUGCAUAACAUUUUUUAUUUUUUAUUAUUUUCUAUCCACAUUGUAGGAUGACAUGGAACAUUUUGCGGAUGUUGGUUCCUUGGAUGACAAUGUGGAAUCAUUUCUCUCUCAUGAUGAUGGAGACGCGCGAGACAUUUUUGCUGCAUUGAAAAGAAGUCCUGUGGAGCACACCACAGAGUCUGCAAAGGGUAACUAAUGAUGUUUGCCAGCUGUCAGGUGAUAAUACUUCUGCAAAGUUGAUGUAACAGUGCUGAAAAUGUCUUCCAGGUUUCUCUUUUAGUGAAGUUAGUUGCAUCCGUGCAAGUAAUAGCAAGGUGAAUUGCUGCCAUUUCUCGUCUGAUGGAAAAUUACUGGCAAGUGCUGGACAUGAGAAGAAGGUAAUACAUUGCAAACUUACAAUGCUCUCCAGGUAUUUUGUUAUGCGUUGUUACCCUUGUUGGGUAGUUACCUGCUAGGAAUUUUUUGACCUGAGAUAUCUAAUACCUGUGUGGGACUUUGACAGUUGAUGUCCGUAUUUGGAUAUCUUCUCUGACAAUAUGAUAUGAUGUCUUUGUCAUGAGCUAACUGAGAUGGCCAGGACUUACAGAGAUACAACGUUUUGCCUCCAGACUGGGCGCAUUAAUGUCUAUUAACAAUAUUUCCAGAUACAUUGGUUUUCUUCUGUGGCAUUAAUGUUGAGAUGCUUGCUGCUCUUUAUGUUGCAGGCUAUUAUCUGGAACAUGGACACACUAAAAACUGAGAGCUCUCCAGAAGAACACAGCCUUCUGAUCACUGACAUCCGUUUUAGACCAAACUCAACUCAGCUUCUAACAUCUUCAUUUGAUAGAACAGUGCGACUAUGGAAUGUAGCUGAAGUAAGUUUUUUGGUUUCUCAUAUUUUUCUUGUAGCUUGCUUGUGUUGAAUCAUUUUUCUUUCUAAAUUGCCUGUUGCCUUUUAAAUUCUUUUACAAAAAAGAAAAUUAUUCUUUUAUUUUUACUUGCCUGUGGAGUCCACGGAACAUCUUUGGUCUUCGUUGUUUCUCAAGAACUUUGAACUGUGCAUGUCACAAUACAGAGUGGAGAAAAUUUCAAAAGCGAACUUUCUCUGGAAAUGUUUUCUCUGCAAUAAUUAUUGUGGGAAGCAUGCAGGGUGGAAAGGGACUAAUAUUCUGGUUGAAUACUCCCCGCUGCUCAUAGGCCCUGUGUGCGUGCACCCCUUGCCUACGCGAGUAGCCCGUGCUCAGAGAUAAACUGACAAAACCGGGGUAUAUCCUGAAAUGCAAGACCCUCUAAGUUAUAAGCAGAAAUCGCACUGAAACAGGCAUUGAUGGUGGCAGAUUUUGAUGGACAGAAAAAGGGAAGAGAGAGACCGUCAUCCUUUCCAACACCUGCCCAAUCUCCAUUUUUCGAUGGGAAAUGAGCCGGACCAUAUGUUAAUAGCCCCCCUAUCAACCCGUCUCUUUCACUACCCAAACUUCCCACUUUAAAAUAGGGAAACCCAUUUUUUUAGUUAUUCUUACUUCACUAAGCUUCGCUCCUACGUUUUUUUUAUGAUCGUUAUCUUCUCUGCUGGACAAUCUAUAAUGCCGUUCAUGUCAUAAUCUGGCUCAGAUUUAGCUCCCAACUUGUAAACAUAUACACGACGCGUGCAAGCUCUGAUGUCCAUAGCUAAUUCUGCCUUGCAUAUUUCUAACUAGUUCGGUUAAGUGACUAGCUAUUUGAUCCUCGUGUUUAGAGAGAUUAUUCUAACGGGGUUCCUCAUGUGCAUGCUGUCUCAACAUCUGUACACUUAUUUUCAAUGGGGAUGUCGUUCAAUUGUGGGAUUAUUAUUGAGGAUUUCAUUUGAAUAAGUUUGUUUCAACUCGAGCUUGGAGGUUAGAUUCUGAUGUGAAGAUUAAUAAUGGCUUUGCUUGCAGCCACAUUUUUGCUUGCACACAUUUACUGGGCACAAUUCUCCUGUGAUGUCCGUUGACUUCCAUCCAAAGAAGACCGAUCUAUUCUGCUCUUGCGACGACAAUGGCGAGAUGAGGUUCUGGAAUACCAGCAACUUCGCUUUCUCUCGUGUCUCCAAGGUCUGAAACGAUCCGGACAGUUCUUCUUUACACCACCAAGUUCUUCCUCCGUCUGACAUGAAAAACCUUUUCGUGUUUAUAUGUCAGGGUGCCACGGGCCAAGUUAGAUUCCAGCCUAGACUUGGUCAACUCCUUGCAGCAUCUUCAGAAAAACUGGUUUCCAUAUUUGACAUUGAGGCCGACCGGCAGAUACGCACGCUACCGGUAACAACCCAGUGAUUGCAUGGGUUUCAUGUUUAGAAUUGUAUUUGUUUAUUAUUAUUAGGAUUUUUUUGGAUAAAUAUUUCGUCUCUUAAUGAUAAAAUUCAGUGAUGUCAUGGUCUCAUGUUAGUAAAGGAAUAAUUUUUAUUGUCAUCAUUGGUUUUUAUUUAUGGAUAAAUCUUUGCCCUUUUAAUAAUCCAUUACUCAUUACUCCCAGUAAUCUCAUGGAUUUAUGUUAGGAAAAAAAAGAGAGGGAAUUUUUAUUAAUAGUGGAAUUCUUGUGUGGAUAGAUAUUUCAUCUUUUAAUUAUCCUCAAUUCAUACUUUUAUCAUUCUUAGGGACACACCAAAGACGUAACCUCGAUCUGCUGGGACUCGAAUGGAGAUUACUUAGCAUCCGUUUGUCCGGAUUCAGUAAGGAUCUGGUCGGCAUCUGGGGAGUGCAUCCACGAGUUCAAUUCCAGCGGGAACCAGUUCCAUUCCUGUGUUUUCCACCCCAACUACUCCACUUUGUUGAUCAUCGGCGGAUACCAGGUAAUAUCGUUGGUUAUUUCUUAUUUUCCUUUGAAAAAAGUUGUUUUCCAUGCGUCCUUCUUCCCAAAUUUCUCUCUCUCUCUCUCUCUCUCUCUCUCUCUCUCUCUCUCUCUAAAUCGAAGCAAUAUCUAUGGAAAGAAUGCAGUUUUCGUGGACAAUCGAUGGGUUUUUUUCACAUACUUGAUAAGAAAAUAUUUUAGAAAAAUCCAGGUAUUUGACUUAGAUUCACCGAUCUUUGACCCACCAAUCUUGCGCGUGUUUGACAAAAUGCCUGCGUAUCGUUUGCUCAUUCAACUUCACCAAGGUUAUCGAGCCCUUCCCAUCUCAUCAUUUUCCACACGCUCAAACACACGUGUGAAAAAUGCUGCUAGAAUAUUCCCAUUUUUGAUGCCCCAAAAUUCCCCCGAUCUGGCCUCCCGGUGGCCUCCAUUCGUGAUUAACCCUGUUUAUCCGCGGCUUCGAUGCAGACACUGGAGCUUUGGAACAUGGCAGAGAACAAGAACAUGACCGUCCAGGCACACGAUAACCUGAUCGCCGCCCUGGCCCAGUCCCCACUCACCGGCAUGGUCGCGUCCGCCAGCUACGACAAGUCUGUCAAGCUCUGGAAAUAG
Spirodela intermedia is the source of this 8666-nucleotide messenger RNA. The record is from the annotation of a GenBank genome assembly. Lineage: Eukaryota; Viridiplantae; Streptophyta; Magnoliopsida; Alismatales; Araceae.